AUGGACGAUAUUUCGCAGUCCGAGGUUCCGGGAACCAUCUUCAUCGUUGGCACGGAUUCAUCGAAGAUUGAAGAGCCGAAUGCCACUACAUCGAACAACAUCGUGCUCGUCCCCCGUCCACUCGAAACAGCACGAGACCCGCUGAACUGGUCCAAUCCCAAGAAACUAUGGACGCUCUUCCUGGCAACCCUCUUCGCGACCGUCGUGGCCUACGGCGAAAACAACCUCGGCGCCCCCUGGACCGAAGUCGCCGAGGACAUCGACGUCACAAUGAAAGACAUGAACGGGGGCAGUGCGCUCAAUUACCUCCUCCUCGGCUUCGUGAACAUCCUCUGGGUUCCGACGGCCAUGAAGCUAGGCCGCAAGGUUGUGUAUGUCACGACCAUUACGAUUAUCAUGGUGUCCAGUGUGUGGAUGGCGUAUGUCCAGGGCGUCGCGCAGUGGUAUCUGAAUUCGAUGGUCGGUGGGAUAGGGCAGAGUGCGUAUCAGGCGUUGAUUCAGCUUACAGUCUUCGAUAUCUUUUUCGCGCAUCAGCGCGGGACCAUGCUGGCCGUGUAUGUCUGGGGCCAGCAACUGGGUUCAAUCCUUGCCCUUAUCCUUGGUGGAUAUAUCGCCGAGGGGCCGGGGUGGAGGUGGAGUUCGAAGAUUGUUGCCAUCCUCUGCGGCUUCGUCGCGAUCCUGUUUAUCUUCACCAUGGACGACACCCUAUUCCCCCGCCAUGCCCUCAUCAGCUCCAACGCUGCUCGUCAACAGCCAUCCGCUGCUCCUCCCUCCACUACUGAUCCUUAUGCAGCGGAUGAUUCCGAAACCAAGAAAGGACCAACCACCGACCUGACCCGCCAGCCUACAGUAGGGCAAGGCCGUACCGAUCUCCUCCCGCGCAGCUACCUCCAAGUCCUCUCCCCAAUCCACCGGUGGAAAGAAGACAAGACAACAUGGUGGCAGUACUUCCGGCGCCCAUUCCACCUCUUCGCCUUCCCAAACAUCAUCAUGGCCGGCCUAAUCUACGCCUUCGCCAACACAGCCGGCAUCGUCUCCUUCAACACCAUCUCCGAAAUCAUGACCGAAGCACCCUACAACUGGUCCUCCGGCCCAACAGGGCUGAUGUUCCUCGCCGCCCUAAUCGGCUCGUUCAUCGGAAUGGCCACCGGCGCCCUAGGCGACAUCCUAACCCUCCGCCUCGCCAAACAAAACAACGGCUACAAAGAGCCGGAGAUGCGCCUGUACACGCUGGCCCUCUCCUUCAUCUACGGCGGCAUCGGCUACUUCAUGUACGGGUGGUCCGCGUCGAACGGAAAAUCGUGGGUGUUGAUUGCGGUCGGACUGGGCGGGAUGAUCGCGCAGCAGGUGUCGGCUGCGAGUGUGGCGACGGCGUAUGCGAUGGAGUGCUUUGAGGGGAUCUCGAGCGAGCUCGUUGUGGUGCUGGCGAUUUGCAGCUCGGUGGUCAACUUUGCGAUUUCGUAUUCGGUGCAGCCGUUCAUUGAGGCGACGGAUUAUGGGAGGACGUUUACGUGUUUUGGGGCGUUGGUUCUGGGCAGUAUGGUGCUGGCAGGGGUGGGGGUGCGCUGGGGGAAGAGUUGGCGGAGACGGUGUGCGGGGAGGUAUUGGAGGUUUGUGCAGGAGGGGGUUGUGAUCUGA
Molecule: messenger RNA, 1638 nt
Organism: Aspergillus mulundensis
Lineage: Eukaryota; Fungi; Ascomycota; Eurotiomycetes; Eurotiales; Aspergillaceae
Product: putative MFS transporter
Exons: 7
Coding region: 1-1638 (545 amino acids)
Biological process (GO): transmembrane transport
Molecular function (GO): transmembrane transporter activity
Source: RefSeq, a predicted model, not a curated record